Molecule: messenger RNA, 1098 nt
Organism: Aureobasidium pullulans EXF-150
Lineage: Eukaryota; Fungi; Ascomycota; Dothideomycetes; Dothideales; Saccotheciaceae
Exons: 1
Coding region: 1-1098 (365 amino acids)
Source: RefSeq, a predicted model, not a curated record
AUGGCCGACCUCACCACUCUCGGCGAUCCGACAAGUGAUCAACUGCCCAUCGAUACGGGUGACCACGAUGGCGACGUCACUGAUGCGAACAACGACAACGACAAUGACAAUGAGAAUGACAACGACGAAGCACCCUCGACCUACAACAUCGUCUGUGAAGCGGCACCUCCUGAGCGACGUUUCCCAUCCUUUGAGGCGGCCAUAGAGUUCGGCAACCAGUGGUCGCGCGAGAAUGGCUUCGACCUUGUCCGCAUCAACAAGGGCAAGCAAGGCCGCAACCCUCAGGGCGUGACUUACAAGUUCUUGUGGGAGUGCAAGCGUCAUGGCAAGCCCGCAAACACUCGCAAGUUGACGCCUGAUAGACGACAGCGAGCAGCUCGUGGUUCGGUCAGAAUGGGUUGUCGCAUGCGCAUCGUCCUCGUCGCCGUCGAGCCUCAAGUGCCUCAGGGCGAGUGGCAGAUCAGACACUGCGGGCGCAACGGCCACAACCACGGUCCUGACAAUGCUGAGACUUUCCCUGCCGUCCGCCGUCGUACCCGAACUCAUGAGAUGGACGUCUUUAUGGCUACACAACUGCGUCAAGGUCUGUCGAGAUCAGAGACGCUUCAACUUGUCCGUCAACACUGGCCAGAUGCUCUGGUCACUCGCCAGGAUAUCGGGAACUUUGCAAAGACUUUUGCCCAGAAGAUUGGAGCUUCUCGUUUGACCCCUGAAGCCACUCCCGACAACUCACCGAUGCCGCCUGUGCCUUCAUCAUCUACCAACGUCGCUCCGAUUGCACCAGCCAACACUCAACAUGCUCAGCAUUCUCAACCUCAACACCCUCUCUCACACCCACACCAACACCCUAUGCAACCACUCGGCAUGCCUAUCCAGCAGCAGUCUGCCAACGAUGCCACUCGAGCUGCUUAUCAGGCCGGCUACCAAGCAGCUGUUGAACAACAUCGCAUCAACAGUGACCUCAAUCAUCGCGUACAAGCUCUGGAGAGUUCUCUCCAAGUCCAGGAUCGCAUCGCUGCUCUCGAGCAGACUGUCAAUAAUCUCACUCAACUCAUCAUGAGUGCGUACAUGCCUCACAUACAGCAUCCUCAAUCUUGA